Messenger RNA from Chelmon rostratus (copperband butterflyfish), 7280 nucleotides. It is a transcript of the gene cnot3b, whose product is annotated as CCR4-NOT transcription complex, subunit 3b. The transcript has 19 exons. Gene Ontology annotation, cellular component: nucleus; P-body; CCR4-NOT core complex. Gene Ontology annotation, biological process: regulation of stem cell population maintenance; nuclear-transcribed mRNA poly(A) tail shortening; regulation of DNA-templated transcription. Lineage: Eukaryota; Metazoa; Chordata; Actinopteri; Chaetodontiformes; Chaetodontidae. The record is from RefSeq and is a predicted model, not a curated record. The coding region runs from base 123 to 2924 and encodes 933 amino acids.
GAGAAACAGCCUUUAUUCUGAAUCACUGAAGAUUUACCGGAGUGGGGCGACUGAGAGAAGAAAUCGGAACUCGGAAAAAUCCAGUGAAAGAAGGCAUGAAGACAUCAUCCUAGUCAUCAGUCAUGGCCGAUAAAAGGAAACUUCAAGGUGAAAUAGAUCGAUGUCUGAAAAAAGUAGCGGAGGGAGUGGAACAGUUUGAAGACAUUUGGCAGAAGCUUCACAAUGCAGCCAACGCGAACCAGAAGGAGAAAUAUGAAGCAGACCUCAAGAAAGAGAUUAAGAAGCUACAGCGUCUUCGAGACCAGAUCAAGACGUGGGUGGCAUCCAACGAGAUCAAAGACAAAAGGCAGCUAGUAGAGAACCGCAAACUCAUAGAAACGCAAAUGGAGCGGUUCAAAAUAGUGGAAAGAGAAACCAAGACGAAGGCGUACUCGAAAGAAGGCUUGGGCCUGGCCCAAAAAGUGGACCCGGCCCAAAAGGAGAAGGAGGAGGUCGGCACGUGGCUAACGAAUACGAUAGACACGCUGAACAUGCAGGUGGACCAGUUUGAGAGUGAAGUGGAGUCUCUUUCAGUCCAGACGAGAAAAAAGAAAGGCGACAAGGAGAAGCAGGACCGGAUCGAGGAGCUGAAGAAGUUCAUCGAGAAGCAUCGGUACCACAUCCGGAUGCUGGAGACCAUCCUGAGGAUGCUGGACAACGACUCGGUGCAGGUGGACGCCGUCAGGAAGAUCAAGGACGAUGUGGAGUACUAUCUCGACUCGUCGCAGGAUCCGGACUUCGAGGAGAACGAGUUUCUGUACGACGACCUGGACCUGGAAGACAUCCCUCAGACGCUGGUCGCCACCUCCCCGCCGGGACACUCACACUUGGAGGACGAGAUCUUCCAGCACUCCAGUAGCACACCCACCUCCACCACCUCAUCUUCACCCAUCCCACCCUCGCCCGCCACUUGCACUACGGAGAACUCAGAAGACGACAAGAAGAGGGGACGUUCAACAGACAGCGAAGUCAGUCAGUCACCUGUGAAGAACGGAAACCCCUCCUCCUCGUUAUCCUCUUCCUCCUCCUCUUCUUCCUCCUCCUCCUCUUCCUCUUCUUCUUCCUCCGUCUCGGGACUGACCUCAUCCUCACUGGUCUCUAUGGCGACCAUCGCUGGGGGAGGAAGCAGCGGCUCUGGGGGCAACAGUCAUCACGGCAGCUCGGGGGGUCUCCUCUCCAACACUUCCGCUGGCAGCUACAGCAACGCCACCCAGCAGCAGCCGCACCCGUCGGCACAGCAACAGCAGGCCAAAAACUUAGUCAGUUCCCCCCCCUCAGCUCCUAUCUCCAACUCCAUCACCUCCACCAAUAGCCACCCAGCCUCGUCGACCUCUUCUCCCCCCAACGUCAGCACACAGGGGCUCUUCACUUCAAACACUCAGCCCCAGGUUCUGUCGGGGCCUCCGCCGACCUCCAACAGUCUUGGCCUCAGCCUGGGCCUCUCGCUGGGGAAAGGGGGCAUGUCCGGCUCCAUCACCACCAGCCCUAUGUCCGGGAGCCUGGGCCUGUCAGGGAUGCCGGCGUCCCUGAGCACCAUGGCGAGCCUCCUCUCCAGCUCCACCCCGGCACCCUACGCUCAGGCAGCUGCCUCGGGCACCGUCGGCUCCGGCCUGCCGGGCUCUCUGGGCGGCGUCAUCACCACGACGACCAACAGCGCGCUGGGCUCCAUCGGCAGUGGGAGCAUCACAGUCGGUGGGCCGACGUCCUCGACGGGAGGUCUGCUGGGCUCGGUGUCGGGGGUGACCAGCAUCGGCUCUGGGAUCCUGGGUUUGAGUUCUGGUCAGUCGGGGGUGCAGGGGUCUUCCUUGGUGUCACUGAGCCCAGUGGGGGGUUUAGCGCCGGGUAGUGGAGUAGGAGUCAUCGGGAGCAACGGAGGCAGCUCGGGCUCAGCGGGGAGCGGAGUGGUGGGAGGAAACUCGUCGCUCUCCAUCAGGCCGCCGAGCCAGCAGAAGCAGAACGGUAGCACUAACCUCACAGGUUACAGUGCUGUGGUAGCAGACAGCACAACAGACUCCGCCCUGAACAGUGCCAGCCAAUCACAAAGCAGCCAACCCUCGUCUUUGACCUCCACAGCCAAUCAGCCUAAGGACACUGGUCCCAGUUUACUGGGCUCUUUGAGUUUGUCGUCCAGCUCCCCGUCACCGGCCUUCUACAGCGAAGCUAAAACGGUGAGCGGCAGCCUGCUGAACGGGCCGCUGUCCUACUCGCAGUCCUCCGACAUCAUCAAGCCCCAGGAGCCUCUGAGCAGCCUGAAGUCCAUGGCCGAGCGAGCAGCACUCAGCUCAGGGAUGGAGGGAGACGUGCCCUCCCUGCACCUCACCCCAGACAUCUUCCCCAGCAGCACUACGGCCCCCUCCGGCCCCCCGUCAGCGCCUCAGCCCUCGCUGUCAGAGGUCAGCAUCCCCCCCUCGUUGGGGGUCUGCCCACUGGGGCCGGUUCCCCUGUCCAAAGACCAGCUCUACCAACAGGCCAUGGAGGAGGCGGCGUGGACGCACAUGCCCCACCCGUCCGACUCCGAGAGGAUCAGGCAGUACCUGAUGAGGAACCCGUGCCCCACCCUGCCUUUCCACCACCAGGUGCCACCCCCCCACUCCGACACUGUAGAGUUUUACCAGAGGCUUUCCACAGAAACGCUCUUCUUCAUCUUUUACUACCUGGAGGGCACUAAGGCCCAGUAUCUGGCAGCCAAAGCCCUGAAGAAGCAGUCAUGGAGGUUCCACACAAAGUACAUGAUGUGGUUUCAGAGGCACGAAGAACCCAAGACCAUUACUGAUGAGUUUGAGCAGGGAACCUACAUUUACUUUGACUAUGAGAAAUGGGGCCAGCGGAAGAAGGAAGGUUUCACGUUUGAGUACCGGUACCUAGAAGACCGAGACCUCCAGUGACCAGCGGCAAGACAAGCAGACAGACAGACAGGCGACCGGACAGCCGAGGAAGUGAGAGAGAGGGACGGACGGACGAGAGAGCAAACAAAUGAAGAACGGUGGUCCACCUGCUGACAUUCCUGGGUUUGAGAUGUUCGGGCUGGAGGGGGGCGAGCCUCCGACCUCACCUCAUCGUCCUCACCUCAGCAGUGAUCAGGCCUGUGCUCCCACCCUGUCAUCCCUCCUCCUCCUCCUCUCCACCCCUCCAUCAUCAGGCCUUUUAUUUCCAUCUUUUCCUGAACUGGAACUCUCUUGAAGACAACAGCAGAUAAGACACAAAAAUCACAUCUAAUAUUCAGACUAUCGUGUAUUUCCCCCUCCAUGUUAUCCUGUUACGUUGGCUUUAAAAACCUUUGCUUAUAUUUGCCCCUUAAGAACCAAAGAUAAUUGGUUGAUCCCACAGUCCAGCCUCUGUCCCCUUUCUCAGCAGACUAAAGGAAAACCUAAAGAGGGUGCAAUUGUAGAAGCCUCAACCCACAACCACACAUUAAAUCUGUGUUGUGUCAGUGCUGAAGCACCUCCCAAUAACUGUGGUGUGGAGCAGUGAUGCAGCAGCAGGGCAGGAAUCACAUGAAACGUGUCACUUUUGUUGUUGUUAAUGAUCAGAUCAGGAAGUUAACAACCUGUAAUCUGCAGCCCACCAUAACCUGAACCUGUAAGAACCUGCAUGGUUAAGGUUCUAGGUGUGUGUUUUACAAACCAGAACAUUUUGGAUAUACAAAUGAUUCGGUACACCAAGAUGAAUUCAAGGCAGUCUAAUACAACAGAGCAGCAAUAAAUCCUCCAUUCAUGAAGGUUACAGGUGUUGAUUUUUUGGAUCAUUUUGAAUUGUUUUGCAUCAUACAGAGCAGCGUUCUGCCCUCAUUGAUAUAAAUGAAGUGUAAGUAUAAUAACAUGAACGCCUGCCAGCAUAAUGCAUUACAUUUCAACAGCAGUGCAAAGUGCAGCCUAUAAACGAUAAUACAGUUCAAUCAGCAGCUCUCUUCAACAGAAACUGAACAUUAACGCCUUCCUGAAGGGAGGAUUUAUGGCAGGACUGUUGUAUUACACUGGGUUAGUUUUACCUAGGUGUGCCUAAUAAACUGGCCAAUGCUACCAAAACAUAACGCGAAUACAUAACGAGGCAGCAAAUCACCUGAGCACGUUAGCAGUUAGUUCUUGUCGUUUAUGAAGAGUUUCACCUCUGAAUGAAUUGGCCACAAGCUGAAUGAGGUUUUGUGUGAGACUCAGGUAAAAAACGCGAGCGACCUUUGCUUUGACGUCCCUGUUGACUGGUUAAUAUGAACUCAUCUGCCAGAGAACAGGAGCUAAUUGAUGUUGUUCUCCCCCCUGAUGCUGCUGCUGCUGCAACAAAUGCUUGUUGAGCUUCAUCGCCUCACAAACUGCCCCCUCCACAGUAAACCUGCCUCCGGUGUGCAGCGGAUCUGCUUUGACCUGAUCUGACUGCUGUGGACGUUAACGCCGACCCAGCCGUCCGUUCACCGGGGUGGAAAAUCAACACAACCACCUGCCCGAUGUGGGUAAACGUCUGAAGCGUCUUUCAGAGGUCCUGUUGUUGUAUUCUUGUUCAUUUUGUGAAUCCACCAGCCGUCGUGCGCUAAAAAUAUCCUGCCCUGCCUACUCCCAUCUCGCCACGGUGGAGGAGUGUGACAGCACACCCAGUGAGGUGUUGGUAGUAACUGUCUUCUACCUGGUGGGCAGUGUUACAUCACAGUUUGCUUUGGAAACACUUUUAGACGAAAGGGACCAUCAGAAUACAUUUCCAAAUUUCAUUUAACAUUCUUCGUUUGGCCUUCGAGCUUUCACGCGUGGCUCCAUGGUUCACCUUCUGUCUUUAAAUUAAAGGGUCAGUUCCCUCAAAUUACAGAAGAAAACAAACAUAUUUCUCUUUUUUUCCUGUGGCAUCUAUUCAUUCAUAUAGUUUUGGUUUUAUUUGCAGGUUUUGACAUAUUUGAGAUUUCUGCCUCCAACACAAUGGAGGUUAAUUGGUGCUCACAACAGUGAAAAACAGCAACAUCUAUCAGGAGAAACGAUGUGCUCGUUACUCCGGAAAACACACAGGACUCGCUUUUUGACAGUUUUCACUGCAUCUACUCUAAAAAUAGUCGCUAUGAAAACUGCUCCCACUGAUGUCUGUGGAUCAUUCAGAGGUGCAGCUUUGAAGUUUUUUCAAUGCUUUACGGAGCACAAGCUGAACUCCGUUUACCUCCACUCUGCUGACGUGGCGGCAUACAUUUCAAUAUUCAAACACUCAACAAGCUCGAGCGACCACCAAAACAGCCAACUGAAUACACCUGGAUGGUACAUUUCAUAUCCACAUGUCCAAAAUCUGAUCUCCACUGCUCUCGUGCUGUGGAGGACGGCUACGCACGCCAGGAUUGUUGGCUUUAUUUGCAUUUCCAGGCUUCCAUGAGUACAUUUUUAAAAGCAACAUCUCGACAUUUUGGAAAAUAGUUUUAUAGUUUUAAUAGUUUUUUUCUAGUGAGUUAGAUGAGAGGAUCGAUGCCACCCGCAUGUCUGCACGGUCAGACGACAGUCCAGCCAGCAGCCCGCUAGCUUAGCUUAGCAUAAAGUGUGGAAACGGAGAAAUGGCUAGCCUGGCUCUGUCUAAAAGUGACAGAGUUAGCUUCUCAGAUGAACAAGUUAUAUAUUUUGUUCAAUCUGUGGAAAGACUGAUGUGAACAACAGCUUGAGGUUUUGUGUCGGACUGUUUCUUGGUUGGGAGUCACUUCCUGGUUGCUGGUUGCCUGGUAACCUUAGGGAGACAAAACAUAACUCCCUGUAAAACCACAAAUCAUCGUUUUAACAGUUUGGUUUUUAAGCCCCAUUUCCAGUCUUUGUGCUAAGCUCAGCUAACCAGCUGCUGACUGCAGCUUCAUAUUUACCGCACAGACAGAACAGUGGCAUCAAUGUUCUCAUCGAACUCUCUGCAAGAAAGCAAAUAAAAGCAUUUCCUGAAAUGUCGAGGUUAAUCAACCAGUAAAAUGAUGCCUCAUCUGCUGAAAAUGUGAAACCUGGACCAAUGAGAGCAGAGCUGUCUGCAUGAAUAGAUGCCAUUAGAGUAUGACCAUUACCAGAGCCAUUAGCGGGAAAAUGUGGUUUUAGUGAACUGAUCGUUUAACACAGGAAGCUCCAGCAGUGAUCAUUGUGAGGGUCGUGGGUGUUGGAUGCUACCAGCAGCUGGAUGGACAGUUUGUUAGUCUCCCACCAGCCUCCUCCUCCUCCUCCUCCUCCUCUCUCUGUGCUGAAGAGCACAAACUGAGCAACACCAGCACUGCUGCCCACAUCUCCUCUGUCCUCCAGCUCUCUGCUCCAUGUUUACACACCGACGGGUUCGAACGAGCCGACUGGGCCACAGUAAACACACACACUGCCCAGUUCUGACUACCGACAAGUCAUGGUUUUAGCUUUUCCCACACCCUGCACCCCACACCCUGCCCCCCGCCCCCUGAACUCUGCUGCCAACACAGCAGCUUCUCUUUUCCCUCCAAACAGUCUCUCUCUCAGCCGGCCAGCUCCCCCCUCCUCUCUUCAUGCCAGGUAGAUAUUUCCUUUAUUUCUCAGGAAGUAUUUGAUAGAUCAUUUUAUGAGGAAAUGUAUCCGCCAGCAGCUCCCGUCACCACAGCACAACAACAACAACGACGACUUAAUAAUCUUCCCCGACAGAUUCGCACCAAAAUUGGAAUUUUUAUUUGUCUCAUUCGGGAAGCUCGUGAGCGUUUCCCCCCUCUCUUUACCUGCCAGUGGCCCUUCUCAUUUCACAAAAAGCUUUUUUAAAAUACGAAUAUUGUCCUCCAAUGUUUGGAGCAGCACCUGGAAGAGAGACCAUCUUUAUAUUUUGUAUUUGUUGGAUUAAUCGUAGUAGAUUGUAUAUUAUUUUUUUUCUUCUUUCAGAGAUGGGGAAUACAUUUUAAAACGCAGAGGAGAACGAGGACCCCUGUUCUUUUUAAAGCUCAGAAACUUCUCAACAGGAGUGUGGGGUGUUUUUAUAGCCAAACAGACAGACAGACAGACAGACAACUCGACACGUAUUCACUUGACUGACAGUCCUGCUUUUAACCUUUUGUUUACUUUGCUUUGACAAGAGGAAGAGACGAGAGGUCAAUCCGAGAGCCGAAAUGUGAAACUCUCUCUGCCCCUUGACAAAAGUGUUGUACAGACUGUCAUCCUUCAAACCUCUCCUUUGUUUUUUUUUUGUUUUUUUGUUGUUGUUGUCGUCAGACAGCAUGGAGUAAUGACACUUGCAAAGUGGCGCUGAAAAAGUAAAUAAUGACAUAACCAUGAAUAAAGGAUUGUAAAAUAUUAAUAAAAGAGUUA